This is a messenger RNA of Salvia miltiorrhiza (redroot sage), 970 nucleotides long. Its product is annotated as E3 ubiquitin-protein ligase RHF2A-like. Lineage: Eukaryota; Viridiplantae; Streptophyta; Magnoliopsida; Lamiales; Lamiaceae. Bases 46 to 606 code for a protein of 186 amino acids. The transcript has 4 exons. The record is from RefSeq and is a predicted model, not a curated record.
AGCCCCCCACCUGAAGUUAUUUCCGCUGGCUCUAAUUCUCCAAUUAUGACUGUUGGAGGAGAUUCUGCACAUCUUAUUACACGGUCUUCUACAGCUCAAGCUGAACAGCUUGUGACUACAGCCUCAGGAUCGAGUCCUGGAGCAUAUCAACAUGGAACAUCUUCAAGCAAUAGAUCUCCUGCCCACACCUCCCCCAAUAGUCAAGAUAGAGCUGGACCUUCAGAUUUCCAGACAUUUUCAGAUUCUCUGAAAUCCCGGCUUAGUGCUUUUUCAACAAGAUACAAAGAGUCCAUAACAAAGAGCACAAGAGGUUGGAAGGAGAGACUAUUUGCUCGCAACAGUUCUACACCUGAACCCAACAGUGAAGUUCGUGAAGCUGACCAGAGGAAUGCUAAUGGUCCUGGAAUUGCUACUAUAUCACGAAUGAUGGAUCAUCUUCAAAUAGCAGAACAUGAUAGAACCAACACAUCUACUACCUCACGUACUGUAGAAGAUACCAGGUCCCCAGAUCCUAGUGCACGACAGGUCUUUGUGAUGGGAAGCAACCUUUCUUUGAAUGAGGAUGAGACACAAGCUCCGACUACUGCUAGUCCUGCAUCAACCUAAGUGUUGAUUCUGCUAUCUCAUCAAGCUCAUGGUGCUUCUUUUGCUCAGUGAAGCACAAAAGUUUCCAAGAGGAUGCUGCUACAAUGACGUCGGAGCGCAUGUCGCGGGGCUAAUGGUAAUGCUAAAUCCAUCAUUUAUACCGAAAUCUAGACAGUUUAGUGCAAAUUUGCAAUAAAGGAUCUUGAAACCGAUGUAUAAACAAAAUAUAGAGCUGUAAAUUUUGGCCUGUAAUCCCCUAUAGUUUAUGUAUGUUUGUUGAACUCGUGCAAACAAAUAUGUAAACCAUCCAUUGGAAUGAGCAGCAAACUAUCCAAACCAUCCAUUGGAAUGAGCAGCAAACUAUCCAACUUUUGGUUAUAUUAAA